Molecule: messenger RNA, 540 nt
Organism: Orycteropus afer afer
Lineage: Eukaryota; Metazoa; Chordata; Mammalia; Tubulidentata; Orycteropodidae
Gene: EDN2
Product: endothelin 2
Biological process (GO): intracellular calcium ion homeostasis; regulation of vasoconstriction; regulation of systemic arterial blood pressure by endothelin
Cellular component (GO): extracellular region
Molecular function (GO): endothelin B receptor binding; hormone activity
Source: RefSeq, a predicted model, not a curated record
AUGGUCUCCGUGCCCACCGCCUGGUGCUCCGUCGCGCUAACCCUACUCGUGGCCCUGCACGAAGGGAAGGUCCAGAGCGCUGUGGCCACGGAGCAGCCACUGCCCUCAGCCCCUGCCUGGGGCGCCCACCUGCGGCCUCGGCGGUGCUCCUGCAGCUCCUGGCUCGACAAGGAGUGUGUCUACUUCUGCCACCUGGACAUCAUCUGGGUGAACACUCCAGGACAGACAGCUCCUUACGGCCUGGGAAACCCGCCAAGACGCCGGCGCCGCUCCCUGCCAAGGCGUUGUGAGUGCACCAGUGCCAGGGACCCUGCCUGUGCCACCUUCUGCCAUCGAAGGCCUGGUAGGGCUGAAGCCAUGGCAGUCACUGGCAGUGGGUUCCAUUCCAACACAUUCCAGGCUGGCAAGACAGACGUCUCCUCAGGAGAGCUCCUCCAGAGACUAAGGGACAUUUCUGCAAUCAAGAUCCGCCUUGCCAGGAUGCAGCAGAAGACAACAAAGGAGCCCAGGCCCACACAUCCCAGGUGGAGGAAGAGAUAG